GUGCUGCCGCCGCCGCCGCCGCCAGUCGCUCCCCGAGCGCGCAGGGAGGGAGCUGGGCUCCCGAGCGGUGCGCGGGGCGAUGGGGUCGCGGGCCCGCCCCGCUGCUUCCUGGGCAGCCGGCAGCUGCUGAAGCCCGCAGGGCGCAGACCCGGAGCCCUCGCUCUCUCUUUCUCCCCUCCCCCCCCCCCCGCCCCGGGACAUGGCAACCGAGCCGCAGCGCCGAGCGCCGCCUGCGCCUGCGGGGCGCCCGGAGAGCGGGCAGCGCCGCGCUGGGGACGGGGAGGAGGCCGAGCCGCUGCGGGGCACGGCGCGCGAACCGUCCAGCGCCUCAGUCGCGGUACGCGGGGGCAGGCAGGGGCUGCUGAACGGCUGCGUCCCGCUCUCCCACCAAGUGGCCGGGCACAUGUACGGCAAGGAUAAAGGGGGCAUACUGCAGCAUCCAGAUGGCACAGUCUUGAAGCAAUUGCAGCCACCGCCUCGAGGUCCCAGAGAACAAGAGUUCUACAACAAGGUUUAUGCUGCUGACUGUUGUGACAGUGUUCUUCUAGAGCUGCGGAAAUACUUGCCAAAAUAUUUUGGCAGCUGGUCACCACCUACUGCACCUAAUGAUUUAUACCUAAAACUGGAAGAUGUGACCCGUAAGUUUGAUAAGCCGUGUAUAAUGGAUGUGAAAAUAGGCCAGAAAAGUUAUGAUCCGUAUGCUUCAGCUGAGAAGAUUCAACAACAGGUCAGCAAGUACCCACUAAUGGAAGAAAUUGGGUUCUUGGUGCUAGGCAUGAGGGUUUACCAUAUUCAUUCCGACAGUUAUGAGACACAAAACCAGCACUAUGGAAGAAGCUUAACAAAAGAAACAAUAAAAGAUGGAAUGUCCAGGUUUUUUCAUAAUGGGUACUGCUUGAGAAAAGAUGCUGUUGCUGACAGUAUUCAGAAGAUUGAAAAAAUCUUGCAGUGGUUUGAAAGCCAGGAGCAGCUUAACUUCUAUGCAAGUUCAUUACUGUUUGUUUAUGAAGGUUCAUGUCAGCUGACGGCCAGAAGGUUGAGUGAUGGCACUUUAGCAGAGAAGAGAGUAGUACCUAAAGGAGUGUUACAAGAUGGAGACUUACUGGAGUAUAAUAAUAAUAUUCAUGUAAUAAAUUCUACAGAGAAUGGAAAAAUAGAGGCCUCUGUAGGUAAAAACUUGCCUCAAAUUUAUGCAUUUCACAAAAAGGCAUAUUCAAAGAGGCACCACAGUCAGAUCUCACUAAAAGCUGAAAACCUGGAGCAAGACAAUGUAUGGAAAAGCAGCACUUGCAUUUCCCAAGAACAUCUAAAUGGAAAUAUUAUACCCCAACUGGAAAAGGUUUUCUGCCAUAUGCCCAAAGAGAUAAAGGAAAAUGCAGAUGUAGAAGUUAGAAUGAUAGAUUUUGCUCAUGUGUUUCCUAGUAACACAAAGGACAAGGGCUACAUUUAUGGUCUGAAGAAUUUAAUUACUGUCCUUCAAAAUAUUUUGGAUAACUAAAUUCUUUGUUAUGGAUUUUAGUGGGGGCCAAUGAUAACGAAAAGCAACAACAUAAAGAAUUUCUGCACUUGUAACGUUGUAUAACUGGGUUUGUAUUGUUAUACUACAUUUUAUUUGUCUUUGUACUUUUGGUAGAAGGGUUUAACUUUUUAUACUCUUACUCAGGAAAAUUAAUUGGUAGUUGAUUAGUAAAGUAUGAAAGUAUACAAUUUUUAGGAAGUUCAAGCAGUGGUGAUAGAGGAUAUAUGAAUAAACCUAAUGAAACAUGCUUUGCCCAAAUCAAAGGAAAAGUGCUAUCUCAUAACUAAUGGUUGAGGUAGCUUCCCCUAAACUGCUUUAGGUUAGAUGAUGUCUGUCCACCUAGCCUUGACACUGAGCCAUAUCUAAAUUAACAGGUUGUUGGAAGAUGGGCAGAAAACUAGAAAGCGUAGCCUGAUGUCCUCAAUAUUGCCCUCCGUGAUUACUACAUUGUUAAAACUGGAGUAACCCUACUUUGAGAGAAAUCCUAUUUACAUGCUGAAUUCUAAUUUAGUAACCAGCAUAUCAAGUGGUGCUUCUUAAUGAAAUGGCAUGAUAUUGCUGCAUCCUUAAAACUGGUAGGAGCUUCCCCUUUCUCAUGGGUAGCCCUUAAUGUAAGUUCAUCGUCCACAGGGUACAAUGUAAUUAAUGUGCUAGUGCUAUUGAAAUGCUGGACUAAAGAAUCAUAAACGAAAAUGACUUUAAUUGUAUAUUUGCCUGAGAAGUCUUUAUGUUUUAAAAGGAAAAAAAGAAAAAUCUAGAAAUCCCAUCUUGUUUUUGAUGUAAAAUUCCUAAGUCUGUUUGGGUUGUCUUCAGAGACAUACUUUUUAAUUGCAUUUUAUCUGUGGAAUAUCUGCCAUUGUGAGUAAAUGGAGGACUGGAGAACUUCCAUCAGACUCCUAUCUUCUAAAAAUGACAUAUCAAAAAAAGCAAAGCAAAACAAAACAUGGCAUGUUUAAAAGGAACAUUUAUUACAUAUUGUGAUUUCCUCUGCCUAUUGGUUUUAUUUAUUUUUUUUAUUAAAUGUUCAGAGUUCCACUAUAGGGUAGUGCCUAAUAGAAGCCAUGAGUGGGACAUACAGAGGAGCCCUUGUAACUGUAAGACCAAAUUUAACCCCAGUGUAAUCUGGCACGGUUUCAUUUACUCACUGGAGUUGUACCUUACUUACACCAGAGCUAAAUUUGGUCCUUAUUACUGACAUACAAGCAAGCUAUGUAAUUUGAAAGCAAAUCUGUUUUUGUGUACAGGCAAAAUAAAGAUUCAUAUGCAUUAAUUUUGUGAUGGAACAUCCCAAGUAUAUUUUGUGUUCCCCUUUACAUGCUGUUUAUGCUGCUGUCUUAUUUUGCAUACACAGUCAGCAGUAUGAGAUAUGAUGAAGAGGUGCUUAGAAUGUUGUGAUCCAUGCUGUGAAAGGUGCUUUAUGCUGAAGUUAAACCCCCAAAAUAAAAUGGCUAGAAUGAACUCUGCUCUUGGAAUUACAUAUUUAUUAAUUCUGAAUAUGGAUUUAAUGUGGCCUUGCUUCUCAAUAUAGUGUUAUACACUGUGCACUCAUUUGUACAAAUUCCUUUGCAAAUUUUGUUAAACAGUUUUGUAUAUUGGAAAGAGAUAAUUGCCUUUUCAUUCUAACUAGUUUUUAUAUCAGGCUGUCUCAACAUUUAGAUGCUGAGAUACUUAUUUAAUUGGAAGCAAAAUAAAAGUACAACACAAUAGGUUGUAAACUAAAUUGUUGGAUUUUUUUUUUUUUAGUUAAUAUUUGGUAAUACCUUAGUGUUAAAACAAGCAGUUUUCAAGGCAAGAUGUCUUCAAAGCAUGGAAAAAUAAUUGCUCAAAAGUAGGAACAUAGUCUUUUUAAUGGAAAUUUUAUGCAAAUUGUAGUGAAGGCUAAAGGAAAAUAAUAAAGGAUAUUUUAUGUUUUGGUAGCAUUUCCUUUACAAGCUCAAAUUUAGACUCUCUGAUGCUCACCAGAAGUUAGGAGUAUUGAUUUAAGUCAUAUUCCUGGGAAAGUUUUUCAUUUUGUUGCAGUUGUGCUCUUGUUUCUGUGUGUUACUGUUUUGUUCUAUCCUUCGAGUAGUUAACACUAUUCAAGCCUAUUUACAGCAAUUAGAGUAUUUUAGCUUGUUGUUGACAGUUUUCCCAAUUAUAUUCAAAAUGCUUUAUAGAAAAAGCAGUAGAAAACCCACUUUAUAGCUGCAUUUGAGUUCUCACCUGUAAUUCAUCUCUGUUGCACAUUACUACAUUUGUGCGAGGGAAAUCAGACUUUUGAUUCCAAGGAGCCUGUUAUUGGAAAAUGAUCUGUCUUCUCCCAGUCAGAAAUGCUUGUGCACUCCUGUCUGUACUGUAAUAUAUAUAUGUCUUAAGUGUUUGAAUGCCUUUUAGUGUAGAUUAUGGCUGUGUUGAUUGUGGCAGGCAAUGCACUUGGAAUAGUGUAAAAUUGUCAGACUAUUUUGAAUAAAAUCUAAAUAAUUAUUUCCUUUUUUAACAGAAAUUACAGAUAUAUUUUUUAUUAAUUAAAACUGCAACAAAGAAUAUAAAAGUAGUAUUUUUAAUCAGGAAAUUAGGUAUAGCUGAAUGCUUGUUGUGGAAGUGCUUCAACAUAGUAUCUCCUGUGAGUUUAAGCCUGCAAAAUUACUACAUUCAGACUAUUUUUGCACAUUUUAGGUUAAUAUAGUAGUGUCUUGUACAGUUCAAAUCAACAUUUUCAGUUUUAGGUGGAAAUGUAGUUAGAUCACUGAAACCAGUACCUUAUGACUUUAAUUGCUAAAAUGAUUACAAAAAUCAACAGUAAACAAAAGGAAGACACGCUGACCAGUAUGCGUGUGUUUUAGCAUUGAUUCUUUUGGGCCUAAUUUUUCGAAUGGUGUGUCUUCUCUUUAUGAUCCCCAUAGCAUACAUGUAUGAAAUGUACAGUAUAGAGAACAGUUACUCAGUAGUCUUCACUUAAAUAUUAGUGAAACUUAUGGGUAUUUCUGCUAAAUAAAAAUAAUCACUGACUGGAGUAAUACGUGAUCACUAUUAUCUGUUGAUUAAAUCUGACUAAAUGAGUGUUUUGAUUUAAGCAAUAAGCAUGAAAGACAUUUGAUCUUACAAAAUAAUUAGUUGUCAAAAGGGAAAAUUCAUGAAAAUGUUGCUUUAAAUGUAUUUUUUGUGAAUAUCGUCUAAAGACUUUCUAGCUAUGUAAUUGUGGGAAUUUUGUACAGGUUUACCUAAUAGCAAUUUAAAUUGUAUACAUUUUUAUAACAGCAUUUACAUUCUUGAUAUUUUUGGAUAUUGGUGGAAUUUGUUGCAUAGAUUCGAAUGAAGUUGGAAAUUAUUAUACCAUUAUGAAUUGUUGAAUAAUUUAUUCAACUAAUUUUAUAAGUUAAAACUAUAAAAUCUUCUGUAUGAACAGUGUUUAACAUGGACCUUGUAAUAUUCUCAAACUAUUAAUUUUUUCCCUGUGUGCAGUUGGACUGUAUUUUUGCUUCUAAAUAACACUACAUUUCCAUGUGGGGUUUAUAGACUGUUGAGUAGGAAAGAUUACUUGAUUUGGAUUAACAGAGUAAUCAGGUUAUUGGCAUAAGUCAAUACACUUGUUUCCAAAGUAAUAUCGUCAUAUAUUGUAUGCCUAGGAUGCCAAUCAGGUAUUUAUUGUGUACAGAGAACUCCUAUGGACUUCAGUGGGAGUUCGGGAUAAGAAAGUACGCAAGAUCAGGCCCUUAGUCCAUGACAACAAAAAAGAAAGAACUACAUAAGGAUGUGAACAUUUGUUACUUGCAACCUAAAAAAUUUUGAAUACCAUUGAAACUAUUUUAUGUUCUGUUUAAACUGGAAAUAAUAUGAAGUCUUGGAAGAGAAAGAAAGGGUAGAACCACUAACAUGUCUGGUAUGGGCUAACAAUUUUAGGUUUGUUAUCAGUUUUUUUAAGACUUGGACUAGUUUAAUAGCCUUCUAUAUAAAUAGGUCCGUAUCUGCUAUUUAAAAAUUAUUAUUUGCUUAUUUAAUUGUUUAUACUUUUUCCAAUAAUCUUCCCUGCUGAGUGCCUUCAGUUCCUGCUUUGAUACCUUUGGUGACCUCACAUAUGUAGCAUCUAAAACACCAUAAUGGAAUGCUUUAAAGAAGAUUUUGAUGUUGUUAAAUUUUUUGUAAAAAAGUCCCAUAUCCAUAUAAGGUACACAUACAUAUUGGAGAACAUUGCCCAAAUGCUUUAAAUAAUAUGGAAAAUGCAAUUGUACAUUAACAUUUGUCACCAUCAAAAAAGUAAUGUAAUCUGAAAUGUAAUCUGGUUGGAAACUAGUUAUCUUAGGUUUUAUGAAAUUUGCUGUGUCUGUGUUUAAAAGAGAACCUUUCAAAGCAUGGUGCAUGAAAACAAGACUGUUGUUUUAAUGUAAUCAAUAAUCAGUGCUGGGCUUGGGGUGGCUAAGGUAGUACAGCUGAAAGCUGUAAAGGAUCAUAUACAAUGAGCGGGACAUCUCAAUCUUGCAAUGCAAAUAACUAUUACAGAUAAUGUCCAAAGACUUUAAGCUUUCAUGUAUCUCAUGCGGUCCAUUGAAUUACAAACAUAUUGUAGUAAAAGUCUUAUGUGAAGUUCAUUCAAUUACAUAUCCACAGGCUAAAUACUGCACAUUUGCCAUUGUAAAUGUAAACAAUGUAAAUUGUUAAUUAAAGCACCAGUGAACAUUACAACUUCCAAAUUGCAAAUGUUUGUAAUAAUUGACACAGUAAAAUAAAAAAAUAAUCCAAUUAUAGGAAAAGUGAAUUUCAGGAAAUAUUUUGCCAUAAUUUUAUUUCAUAAAGAUGGACCCCACAUAUUUGGAGUUAAUUCUUGUUGGAAAUCAUUUUGAUGAUAUGAAAUCCUGUAGAAAUAAGAAGAUUAUGCAGAAGAGUGGUAACCAGGAACAAAUGUACUUUUAAAACACCUUGUUUUAAAUUGUAUAAACAUUAGGACUUGAUACUAAUCUGUUCAAUGAGAUAUUAAUUAAUCUGCUAUGAAGUAAUGCUUUCCAAGUGUGAUGUAUAUUGCACCUGAAUAUAAGUGAAACUAGAGUGAACAAAGGCACUUUAUUACUCUGGGAUCUGUACUGGAAGAUAUUUGAAAGCAUGUGAAAGUGCACCUAAAGCUGUGUUAUUAACUGGUGACUUUAAAAACUACAAUGCUAAAUUUAUUGUACUUGAUGAAUGUACCUAGUCUGGUUUCAUUUUCUUUGGUUCAAAUGUCUAAGCUAUGUCACUCUAUCUCCUUUAAUUUGUAUAUGUUUGACUGUAGUUCAUACUUUGUUUUUUGCCAUUACUGGACUGCAGAGGGUAUUGUGGAUGUAUAACAUGUCCAUUAUUUUAUAGACCAAUAGAAUAUGCUAUAUACCAACUUUUUGUAAUUUAAUUGAGUGAUAUUUAGGUAAUUCUAAUAGCUGUAUAUUUCACAAACUAUUAAAAUGUUCAGCAAGUGA
Molecule: messenger RNA, 6939 nt
Organism: Dermochelys coriacea (leatherback sea turtle)
Lineage: Eukaryota; Metazoa; Chordata; Testudines; Dermochelyidae
Gene: IPMK
Product: inositol polyphosphate multikinase
Exons: 6
Coding region: 200-1498 (432 amino acids)
Biological process (GO): inositol phosphate biosynthetic process
Cellular component (GO): nucleus; cytoplasm
Molecular function (GO): inositol tetrakisphosphate kinase activity; inositol-1,4,5-trisphosphate 3-kinase activity
Source: RefSeq, a predicted model, not a curated record